Molecule: messenger RNA, 1122 nt
Organism: Drechmeria coniospora
Lineage: Eukaryota; Fungi; Ascomycota; Sordariomycetes; Hypocreales; Ophiocordycipitaceae
Exons: 1
Coding region: 1-1122 (373 amino acids)
Source: RefSeq, a predicted model, not a curated record
AUGUCAACUUCAUCAGCCAACUCCAAGGCAAAUGUAGUGCUCCAAACGUCUGAGGAUUGGGAUCGAUGGUUUGGAUCAUAUCAGCGCAUUGCUAAGCAGAAUGAAAUCUGGCAUUACGUUAACCCAGACGGAGCAGUAAUACUAUCACCACCAAAGGAAACUACCUAUAAGGAUGAAGUUGCAAAGAUCAAUGAAGCAACCCUUAUCAAACUCAAAGAGGAAGGCAAGGAGGACCAGUUCGUUCCAAUCGAAUACCUUAGUUCUCGAGCCAAAGAGAGAUACCAACUCGAACGAUCCGAAUACAACAGUGCUAUACGACGGUACUGUACGUACAGGGAGGCGUGUAUGGAACUCGGAAAGUGGAUAGAAGAGACCGUUAAUCCGGAUCUGUUGAAUAACCUCAACGAUAUUGUAGAGGUAUUUGAGAUCGUCAGCAAGGUUCGGGAACGACUAGGCAUUAUACCACACAUACAGGAGAACCAGAUUAGGACCAACAAUACUAUGCGCCUAGGUAUACCCGAAUGUUAUCAGAAAAGGGAGGCGGCAUAUAUUGAUGCCGUUGCCUUCGACACACCUGAUAUCCAAGGCACCUUCGGCAUCACUCAACCGGAUACAGAAUAUACGGUACUCGAUGGCCUGCCGGAAAUCCAGUCAGCAUUCACCAUGAUGCCAAAAGCACAUCCAUUGACACACUCAACCCUCUUCGGUAACUGCGCAACUACUCACGUUGUCAACUCUAAGGACCUCCUUGAGGAACAAGUCCCUAGUGAAGACUCUGAUGAAAUCUUGGUAGGCAAUACAGUCGUUCAAGUAAUGUGCAGGGGGAAGAGGAUAAUGAAAGGAUUGUUGAAUGGCCCGGAUGGCCCAAAAACAAGGGAUCUGAUCCUAAAGGACGUUGCAUUCGUCCCGGGAUUCUACACGAACUUGAUAAGCGGAAAUAAGUUACAAUCCCGUGGUGUGUGGUACUGUGGUAUUGAUGAUACCCUUAGAUUUGGCACUCUGCAGCAGAACCAGGUUGUACUCACCCUCUCACGCCACUACGGCCUCGUCGUAGCCGAAUUCAAGACUCUUGACUCGUGCUUUAAGUUGCCCUAUGCUCCAUUAUAUUGUUCUCGGCCGUAG